GUAGGAUGAUUCAUACUUAAAUACAAUACUAUUCAAUACUAUUGCUGAGUGUAUUUAUUCCAUUGUCGUGCAAUACAAUGUAACUAUUGAUAGAAUUUGUAUUCUUCCUACAAGAUAAUCGUAUACGUCAUGGGCAAGACAUACUAUUGCGACUAUUGUGACAGAUCUUUCAAGGAUGAUGUCGAAGCUCGUAAAAAGCAUUUAUCCAGUAUGCAGCACAUGACAAAUCGAGCGAGUCAUUACAGCACAUUUAAAGAUCCAGAAACGAUAUUAAAGGAGGAAUACUGCAAAACUCCAUGUAAACACUAUAUGAUCAUUGGAGACUGUGCAUUUGGUCCUGGUUGUCGAUUUUCGCAUUACACACCACCAAUGAUAUGGGAACUUCAACAGCUCGUUGCGAUGAAAAACUCCAAAGUCUCAACAGCUCAACCUAAGGAUGGCUGGCCAAAUUCAGAAGAUAUUAUCAAGGAAUAUUUUGAGAAUGUGAUCGACUCGAGCGGCACCGAGGAUCUUAAUCAUUUGGUGUGGAAUACACCGUCAAAAUUAAUCAAUUAUCCUUAUUUACCACCUUCUUUGCGGUCUGAUACGGCAGAAAGAAUGAUGGACUGUAAUUUUAGUAAAUGGGGUUGAAAGACUGAUGUUAGAAAUUCUAAAAAUAAACGUAUUUAUAUUGGUAAU
Messenger RNA from Mycetomoellerius zeteki, 678 nucleotides. Its product is annotated as zinc finger matrin-type protein 5. Gene Ontology annotation, molecular function: zinc ion binding; nucleic acid binding. The record is from RefSeq and is a predicted model, not a curated record. NCBI's taxonomy places the organism in Eukaryota, Metazoa, Arthropoda, Insecta, Hymenoptera, Formicidae. Gene Ontology annotation, cellular component: nucleus; U12-type spliceosomal complex. The transcript has 3 exons. Bases 130 to 630 code for a protein of 166 amino acids.